UUCUAAGGUACGAGAAUUCAGAAUCAAUGGGACAAGGUAAAGAAGUUAAAACGCGACCAGAUCCUCAAGUUGAGAUUCAGGAAAGAGGAGAAAUAUUCUUCUUUUAUAGGCCAAAGGUUAACAAAGAAGAAGCUCACAGUGUGGACGAUGUUCAAAGGUUAUACAUAGUGAUGCGUCCUGAGUCCGGUGAGAAUCCCACCGAGGAGAAACAAGACCCUCUUUCAGGUAAAGAAGGUUCUGAUAAAGAUUCCGGAGACGCGACUACUAGCGCUUCCGGCGCCAAGAACCAAGGUGGUGAAGGAGGACACGGCGUCGAGGUCGAGAAAGUGAACAUCGAGAAACAGCUUCUGCUACGAUUCAUUGUGAUGGGUAAGAAAAGUCUACCUGAUCCGAGCAAGAAGUCGCAACCUUUUUGGGGAUUCGUGGAGAUGGUGACCACAAAUGUUGAAGAUGUUAAAACUGCUCUCAAAGGAGAGGAGUAUGAGACGAAGACUCGAGGACAUAGACACAAACCGCCGGCGAGAGCUGUCGGAGAAGGAAUCUAUCGAAUUCUUCGACAUAAGCCUAGUCCAACACGAAAACACCAUACACAUCUUGUCUACAAGCUCGAGUUCCCGUCUGAGUCCCAGAACAGAGCACAGGAGCCACAAGAGUCAAUGAACAUUGAACCCGAAGGAUCCUUCUUGAUCCAAAUACGAAAUCCAGAGCAAGGAGGAGGAGGAGGAAGGUCAGGGUUUGGUGGGCUGCAGAGAAAGAGAAGGGCACACUUUCCGGCACAUCUCCAAGCCCAUUUAGGUCAUACCCGGUUUGGGGCAGCGGACCCGCCCGAUUUCCUGAAUUACGAAGGAUGCGAGUUGUUGCUGAUCUCGGCGUCCGACGAUAUAGAGGAAGAGUUAGGGAUGGAGUUGGAGCCUGAGGGUGACGGUGAUAUAUCGACGUGCGAUCUUUUGAAGACUUUUGGGGACGAUGUUGAAGCCAUUCCCCUGCUUCGCGGUACAUGGGAGUAAUGGUGGGAUGCUCACUAAUCAGUAAUAUAACUUAUCAAUAACUAGUAUUAUUUAGAUGAUAAGCUACUAGCUAGUGUAGUGUUUUAAAGACGAGGCAGGACGGCUUUAGGUGGUUUUAAAGUGUCUUUCUUGGGUAAAAUGGUGAUGUACUGAUGUGUCUGACAGUGUCUCUCGGGGUCAAGUUUGGUGUUAUCUAUAACCUGUUUGAAAACAUGACUCUAAAUUUUGGUUUAAGAUAUCAAAUGUCACUGAGAA
Molecule: messenger RNA, 1262 nt
Organism: Camelina sativa (false flax)
Lineage: Eukaryota; Viridiplantae; Streptophyta; Magnoliopsida; Brassicales; Brassicaceae
Source: RefSeq, a predicted model, not a curated record